GUUAUUUGGCUGCUGAACGUGGGUUGUGUGUGGGGGUGGGUUUGGGAGGGGAGGGAGUGGAGAGAGAGAUAGAGAGAGAGAGAGAGAGAGUGCAACAUGAGGAUUUACAGGAUGGUUCGCAUGGCCAGUGUGUUGGGGCUGGUGAUGCUGAGUGUGGCUUUGCUGAUUUUAUCACUGAUCAGCUACGUUUCCCACAAGAAAGACAGUGUGUUCAGCACCCCGAGGUACAUGGGCGAAGGGGGUUCCAGGUUCUACAUGUUCCACAGCGGAUUUCGGUCACAGUUUGCUUUGAAGUUUCUGGACCCUUCAUACCUACCAGUCAGAAAUGACGUUUCUGACAAUUUUCCUGGUAAACCUUCAAAGUGGGCAUUCAACAAGACUGCAUAUUUGAAGCAAAGGGAGGAUAUCAGACAUUAUAUCGACGUGAUUCAAAAUUUCACCCUGAUUAAGAAAAACGUGCGGGUUGGACAGUUAAUGCACUUUGAUUAUUCCAGCCACAAAUAUGUUUUUUCCAUCAGCAAUAACUUCCGCAUGUUGCUUCCUGAGGUGUCUCCUCUAUUAAAAAUGCAUUAUAAUACUUGUGCAGUGGUUGGGAACAGUGGAAUCCUAAGAGGAAGCAGGUGUGGAGACAGCAUAGAUAAGUCAGACUUUGUGUUUCGCUGCAAUUUUGCACCGACUGAAUUUUUUGAGAAAGAUGUCGGAAGGAAAACCAACCUCACAACGUUCAACCCAAGUAUUCUCGAAAAGUACUAUAACAACCUCAUGGCAAUCCAAGACCGAAAUAAAUUUUUCCUCAAUCUGAAAAAGCUUGACGGAGCCAUUCUUUGGAUCCCUGCUUUUUUCUUCCACAGUUCGGCUCUUGUGACAAGAACAUUGGUCGAUUUUUUUGUGGAACAUAGAAGACAACUGAAGGUGGAGUUGGCUUGGCCUGGAAAUAUAAUGCAAUAUGUCAAUAAAUAUUGGAAAACCAAACAGCUGUCACCAAAACGUCUGAGCACAGGCAUCCUAAUGUACACGCUGGCAUCCUCCGUUUGCGAAGAGAUUCACUUGUACGGAUUUUGGCCCUUCGCUUGGGAUCCCAACACAGGAAGGGAGCUUCCCUACCAUUACUAUGACAAAAAGGGAACAAAAUUCAACACCAACUGGCAAGAAACUCAUCAGCUUCCAGCAGAAUUCAAGAUAUUGUUCAAAAUGCACACUGCUGGCUUAACCAAGCUCUCUCUUUCACCUUGUGUCUCUUAACUGGAUGCUUUAUAGUAUUAUUGUAGGUUUCCCCAUACACGCACACACACAUGCCUCAUUCUUGUUGGGUUUAUGUUUCGGAAUACUUUUUUGGUAUCAUUUGGGUAAUAAUAAUCACUUAAAUAAGGGGGAAGCUUCACUGAGCACGCCUCGAAACUGCAAUUCCACCAAGUUGUCACUUAAUUACAAUAAUAAUAAAUACAAAAUGUAUUAG
Messenger RNA from Callorhinchus milii (elephant shark), 1456 nucleotides. It is a transcript of the gene st8sia3, whose product is annotated as ST8 alpha-N-acetyl-neuraminide alpha-2,8-sialyltransferase 3. The transcript is spliced from 4 exons. NCBI's taxonomy places the organism in Eukaryota, Metazoa, Chordata, Chondrichthyes, Chimaeriformes, Callorhinchidae. The coding region runs from base 97 to 1242 and encodes 381 amino acids. The record is from RefSeq and is a predicted model, not a curated record. Gene Ontology annotation, molecular function: alpha-N-acetylneuraminate alpha-2,8-sialyltransferase activity. Gene Ontology annotation, biological process: oligosaccharide metabolic process; N-glycan processing.